Molecule: messenger RNA, 474 nt
Organism: Cyphellophora attinorum
Lineage: Eukaryota; Fungi; Ascomycota; Eurotiomycetes; Chaetothyriales; Cyphellophoraceae
Product: Calmodulin
Exons: 4
Coding region: 1-474 (157 amino acids)
Molecular function (GO): calcium ion binding; enzyme regulator activity
Source: RefSeq, a predicted model, not a curated record
AUGCUGAUGCGCGACACACACACGCAGGCCGACUCCCUCACCGAAGAGCAGGUCUCAGAGUUCCGUGAAGCCUUCUCUCUCUUCGACAAAGAUGGCGAUGGACAAAUCACAACCAAAGAGCUGGGCACCGUAAUGCGCUCCCUCGGCCAGAACCCCUCCGAGUCCGAACUGCAAGACAUGAUCAACGAGGUCGACGCUGACAACAACGGCACCAUUGACUUUCCUGAAUUCCUCACAAUGAUGGCCCGCAAAAUGAAAGACACCGACAGCGAAGAAGAAAUCCGCGAGGCCUUCAAAGUCUUUGACCGCGACAACAACGGCUUCAUCUCCGCCGCCGAGCUGCGCCACGUCAUGACAUCCAUCGGGGAGAAGCUCACAGACGACGAAGUGGAUGAGAUGAUUCGCGAAGCAGACCAGGACGGCGAUGGGCGAAUCGAUUACAACGAGUUUGUGCAGUUGAUGAUGCAGAAGUAG